CAGCAAAGCUGUGCAUCUCAGCCAUCUCCUUCACUCCCAAGCAGGCAGACCUCCUGAGCAGCUUCAACAAUGAGCAGCCUAUCAAGAAUCAGCAUGUCCAGCAACUACUCGGGGCGCAACCUCGGUGGUGGAAGUCUGGGCGGAGGUCGGGUGCAGAGGCAGUAUGCUUCUAGUGUCUACGGUGGUGCAGGUGGAAGCGGAGCAAAGAUCUCCGUUGCCUCUGCAGGGUUCGGAGCUGGCGGUGGAAGCUAUGGAAUGGGAGCGGGUGGAGGUUUUUACGGGGCCAGUGCAGGCUUUGGGGCUGGCGGAGGACAGGAUAUCCACGUUGGAGCCAACGAGAAAGCCACCAUGCAGAACCUCAAUGACCGCCUGGCCACUUACCUCGAGAAGGUGCGCAAACUGGAGAGCGCCAACGCCGAGCUUGAGCUGAAGAUCCGCCAGUACUUGGAGAACAAAGUCGGCCCUUCUGCCCGGGACUACUCAGCUUACGAGGCUACCAUCGCCGACUUGCAGAAAAAGAUCCAGGACGCCAUUAGUGUCAAUGGAGGCAUCUUUUUGGCUCAGGAGAAUGCAAAGUUGGCAGCAGACGACUUUAGAACCAAGUAUGAAAAUGAGCUUGCCAUGCGUACAUCCGUGGAAGCAGACAUUGCUGAGUUGAAGAGAGUGCUGGAUCAGCUCACAUUAGCCAGAUCUGACCUGGAGAUGCAGAUAGAGGGCCUCAAGGAAGAACUGAUCUUCCUGAAGAAGAACCAUUUGGAGGACAUGGAGGCUAUGAGGAACCAGAUGAGCGGCCAGAUCAAUGUGGAGGUGGAUGCAAAGCCGCAGGUAGACCUGGCCAGCAUUAUGGCUGAGAUCCGUGAGCAGUAUGAGGGUGUGGCUGCCAAGAACCAGAGAGAACUCCAGUCCUGGUUUGACUCAAAGGCAGAGGAACUCAACAAAGAGGUGGUGCAGAGCACAGAAGUCCUGCAGACGACCAAGACAGAGAUCUCCGAGCUCCGUCGCACAUUACAAGGCCUGGAAAUCGAGUUACAAUCACAACUAAGCAUGAAAGCUGGUCUGGAAAGCACUUUGGCUGAAACAGAGAGCCGAUACUCCAUGAAGCUCCAAGGGCUUCAGAUGCAGGUGUCGUCUCUGGAGGCGCAGCUGUCGCAGCUUCGCGUCGACACAGAACGACAAAGCCAAGAGUACAAGAUGCUGCUCGACAUAAAGACGCGUCUGGAGAUGGAGAUCGCAGAAUACAGGAGGCUGCUGGAUGGAGAAGCCAGCUUUGACAGUAAAGACAAGUCCACAGUGAAAAAGGUCAUCGUGGUCACAGAGGAGAUUAAGGACGGCAAGGUGGUCUCCUCAACCACCUCCUGAUAACCUGUCUGGCAGAAAACCCAAGCAGCAGCGCCUGAAGGACACCAUCUGAAUCAACAGUACUUCCUUCAUAUGCCACUGCCUAUGCAAUAAAAGCCUCUACAACCUU
This is a messenger RNA of Fundulus heteroclitus (mummichog), 1468 nucleotides long. RefSeq names its product keratin, type I cytoskeletal 13. The record is from RefSeq and is a predicted model, not a curated record. Lineage: Eukaryota; Metazoa; Chordata; Actinopteri; Cyprinodontiformes; Fundulidae. Bases 70 to 1359 code for a protein of 429 amino acids. Gene Ontology annotation, molecular function: structural molecule activity. The transcript is spliced from 7 exons.